AUGGGAGAUGACUCAAUGACAAAGAUGGCUUUCAAAUAUCAAUAGGUCAUGAUGAACUUCCAAAAGAUGGAUCUUUUGAAUAACUAAAUGUAGGAUUAAAAAGACUAAGCUAUUAAGAUGUCAAAGGUAUCGAAGUAGAAUAUGUUUACGAUGCAAAACUUAGAACAAUAUCAAGCUAGAAUUGAGUAAGAUGAAAAGUUAAAAGAGCAGACAUUAUCUGCAUCAGACUCCAUCGACUAUUACAAUCGUAAAUAUUACUAAAAGAAAGAUCUUAAUCAAAUGCUAAAGAUUCCAGGUUGCUUUUUUAAGGUUAGAGCAUAAGGUGGUGCUUCAUCUAAAGAUAUUGAGGAAAUUAACAAAUUCUAUAAGAGAACUUUUGUUACAUUGUUUGCAGUGGUAUUUCACUCUUAUCUUGGGACUACUUUCUUGUAUGAAUCGCGUAUUCUAAGCAAGAAAAGAACUCCUAAUGUCUAUCAUUAUCUGCCAUGGUGCGUUUAUCCAUUAGGAAUAUUGGGAUGCAUUGUUUAUAUGUACUCUUAAAAUAAAUUAAUCAUGGAGAGACUUGAUAGAAAAUACACUCCAAUAUGGCUUGAUAUUUCAAAGAAAUUAUGA
Messenger RNA from Stylonychia lemnae, 612 nucleotides. The record is from the annotation of a GenBank genome assembly. Lineage: Eukaryota; Ciliophora; Spirotrichea; Sporadotrichida; Oxytrichidae.